Molecule: messenger RNA, 629 nt
Organism: Penicilliopsis zonata CBS 506.65
Lineage: Eukaryota; Fungi; Ascomycota; Eurotiomycetes; Eurotiales; Aspergillaceae
Exons: 2
Coding region: 29-514 (161 amino acids)
Source: RefSeq, a predicted model, not a curated record
UGACGAUUCUGUGUGUUCAUGCGUGUCCAUGACCAUCUUCCAGACCUCCCCUGACGGUACGCCCACCGCGACGAACAUUGACUGCCGGAAUAACUGGCAGGCGUUUACUAUCUACCAAGAGCUGGAGGUGCUUUUCACCACUGAAUUAUCAACAGCAAGCUCGACUAUCUCAACAACCCCCGGUGUGACAACACCAAGUGCGACAAGACCCAGUGUGACAGCAACCACAUCUCCCAUUCCAACAGCUGGCCCGGCAGGUAAAUCAAAUAAAUCAUGGAUUGCAGGCGCAGUGAUUGGUCCAAUCGCUGGGAUCAUACUGGCCACUGUGGUCUUCUGGCUAAGGCGACGCCGGGCGAGGCACUUGAAACUCUCCUCUGUCUCCCAUACUCAACCUCCCCCGGCGGAGUUGCAUGAAGGGCUGCCAGGGCCUGUGGAGUUACCCUCAUCAAGGAAUAAACAUGCAAUAGUGCCUGCGGAGUUGGCCUCUGAUGAUAAUCCCAGGGAGCUUCCAUAAUAGCCCAUGUGUAGAUGGAUAGUUUGUCUCUUAUUUUGCUAGGUAGAGAGCUUCAUAGCCUAUAUUCCCUAAUGUACCACAAUGGCUCUAAUACUUUAAUAUGAGAUCUUCAGGG